This is a messenger RNA of Prosopis cineraria, 3199 nucleotides long. Its product is annotated as TMV resistance protein N-like. Gene Ontology annotation, biological process: defense response. Gene Ontology annotation, molecular function: ADP binding. The coding region runs from base 649 to 2325 and encodes 558 amino acids. The record is from RefSeq and is a predicted model, not a curated record. Lineage: Eukaryota; Viridiplantae; Streptophyta; Magnoliopsida; Fabales; Fabaceae. The transcript is spliced from 4 exons.
ACAGAGCGUUUAGUCGGAGCAUACUUUCCUUUGUUCUUCUUCACCGCCAGCGUGUUCCUCUGUUCCUCUCCGUCAGCCUACCUCUCUUUCCCUCGCCGUUGGUCUUCUUUGCGCGCCGUCGGCCUGUGUCCUUCCUCGCCGUGGCGUCUCCGCUGCUGGGAGAGUUGGUGUCAUCGGAUUUUUUGCCCUGUCACUGUUCUUUGUUCCUUCUCGGUCCUGUGUCAGCGUGUGGUGCGUGUGUGGGUGCUUGCUCUCCAUCUCUUCUUCCUCUUCUGUUGCUGGCCGUCGAGGGGUGUGUGUAUGAAAUACGACGAACAGUUGGGGGUAUUUUCGGGUAACAAAAUACGGAAGUCAUUAAUUUGGACGUAUUCCUUUCGUUCCUUUUGGUCAAAAUUUGGACCGAUUCCACAUUAAUUAUAUAUCAUUUAAGAGGAACAAUUAAUGCCGCAACCAAAGUGUUGAUCAAUAAGCAACUGUUAUUCCAUUAUUUGGAGCUUCAUUAAUUUCCCAUGGAGGAUCCAGAUAUAAUCUCAUCAUCGAAACCGAUUCAUGUGUACAUAAGUUUUCGAGGCGAUGACAGCGACACUAGCAGAUUCGUCCGUGACCUUUCUGCUGCUCUUCAAAGAAAAGGUUUAAUAACCUUCGGAGAUGAUAAGAAGCUUGAAGCGAUCAGAGACUCCAAUAAUAUUCCACCUCACCUUCUUCAAGCAAUUAAACAAGCCUGGAUUCGUAUUGUUGUUUUCUCCAAAAACUAUGCUUCUUCACUGUGGUGUUUGGAGGAACUCUCAAGUGUUGUUCCCCGAAGACAUGCUCACAUGUCAAUGCCAGCACCAGCUUUUCAUGUUGAUCCAUUCUUUGCUGAACUUGAAAAAAAAAAACUGGUUUGAAGCAUAUUUAGACAAGGUGAACACAUGGAGGCUGGCUAUGAAUCAGGAGGCUCAUCGCUCUGGUCGCUUUUACGUUCCAUACAGGUUUAUAUCAGUUUUUUAUGAUGUGGAUCCAGAAACCUUUGCUCAACAAGAAGAAACUAACACAUAUGGAGAUUUAGACAAGGUACGAAGAUGGAGGCGGGAUAUGAAAGAAGUGGCCAGAAUUGGCUUGGAUGUACGAAAUUUCUCAAAGUCACAGGUAAUUCAGAAAAUUGUCACGGAGGCCAAGACAAAAAUAGAUAAAAUAUUUUAUGGCUUUUUCAGUUUUGUUGGAAUGCAAUCUCGAGUUGAACAAGUUGAAAAGCUUUUGGAUUUGGGUUCGGAUGAUAUAGUUCGAGUUGUAGGAAUUUGUGGAAUGAGUGGAUUAGGGAAGUCUUCUAUUGCUACAGUUCUAUAUCUUAAGAUCUUUCACAAUUUUGAUGCUUUUAGUUUCCUUCCCAAUGUAAGUAGACGUUUGAAGCAUGGUGAUCUAUCUCUGCAAGAGCUUCUUUGUAGAAAUUUGGAGACAGAAAAUCCAGGGAUAAGAGAUAUUCUAGAAGAAGGGUUCUUAACAUGCGAAAGCUUAAGAAAUCAAAAGAUUCUCAUGGUUCUUGAUGGUGUUGAUCUUGUAAAUGAUAUUGAAGAACUAAACUUGGAUGAGAAAUCUGAUCAUUUUGGUCGAGGGAGUAGAAUCAUUAUAACAACUAGAGACGAACAAGUCCUUGAAAUGUCUAAGGUUGAUGCUAUUUACAGACCAGAAUUGUUGACUAAGGAUGAAGCUUCUCAACUAUUUCACUCGAAAGCUUUUACAAGGGAUUAUCCUAUCAAGAGUGAUUUUUUAAAGAUGACUAAUAGGGCACUAGAAUAUGCUGAUGGCCUUCCAUUAGCAGUUGAAAUGUUAGGCUCAUGCUUGCAUGGGUUAAGCGUUGCAGAAUGGAGAAAUUUCUUGGAUAGAGAACAAAUUAUUCCUCCUUAUGAGAUAAUGAUGGUGCUCAGAAAAUGUUUUGAUGAACUUGAUAACAUGACUAAGGAAAUGUUUUUGGAUAUUGCAUGUUUUUUUAUAGGGAAGGACAUAGAUUGUGUACGUGAAAUUUUGCAUGAUUGUGGUUUUUCUGCCGAGAUAGGAAUCAAACUUCUUAUUGAAAAAUCACUUGUGACUAUUUCAAAUCAAAGAAUACAAAUGCAUAGUAUGUUGCAAGCAAUGGGACGAGAAAUUGUUCACCAAGAAUGCCCUCGUCAACCAGAAAAACAAAGCAGAUUGUACCUGUUCUACCAUAUCAAAUAUGUUCUCGAGAUCAUAGCAACAAACAGAGCUAUUGAAGAAGUUGAAGCUAUAGUUCUGGAUUUGGAACAGCCAGAAGUGGAUUUGGAAGAGCCAGAAACAACUACAUUAUGGAUUGAAAUUUAUCACAUUUGAGCAACCUUAGAUUGCUCAUAUUUCGGAAUGUGAAAUUUUCUGGAACAUUGAAUGACCUUCCAAGCAAGUUACAAUAUAUUUCGUGGCAUGAAUAUCCUUUCACAAGGCUGCCAAGUUUUCAAUCUGAUGCGCUUGUUCAAUUGAUUAUGCCCAAUAGCAACCUCACAGAAGCAUGGAAGGGCAAAAUGGUGAUGUUAAUGUUCUUUCAUUUGUUCUUUUUCACUAUUGCACAACAAAAAAAGGGGGGCAACUAUUCAAAUCAACGAUUAAUAUUGGCACUUGUUACUUGUUGAAUAUCUUUAGUUCAUGUUCUUACAAUUAUAUAUAUAUAUAUAUAUCAUAUUGUUUUUCUCAUUGGCAGAUGCUCCCUAACUUGAGAAAAAUGAAUCUCUAUGGCUCCAAAACUUUGAUCAAGACACCAGAUUUUGCAGGAGUUCCAAAUCUUGAAAGACUCAACCUUGAAGGUUGUACUGGAUUAUUGAAAUUGGAUCCAUCUAUUGCCGAACUUUCAAUGCUCAAGUUCUUGAAUUUGAGAAAUUGCAUCAAUCUUUUUAGUAUUCCCAAUCGCUUAUUUGCUCUAAACUCAUUGGAAAUUCUAAAUCUAGCCGGCUGCUCAGAACUUGCGCAUUAUUUGAAUUUUUCUCCUUUGAAGAGCUUGACAGAAGUGAAACUGCUUAGCGUUUGGUCUAAUCCAUUCUUAGAGAACUUCCUGUAUUUUCUUUUGUUUGUUUUAGCAGAAAAAUGUUGUUAGCAAUUGUUGUUUUCUUAUUUACUUGAUGAGUAUUUGUGAGGUUUAACAUUCAUGAAGUUUAGGUAAUAAAGGCUAAGAUUGAAGGUUCUAUUUUUCUUUUAUUUGUAUUUGGUAUAUUUAAGA